AUGCCCAGUAAUAGCUUCAAGGAUUGGGUCAAAACCCUCUCUGUAUUUUUGCAUUUUGUGUUGAGCUUUGUUUUGGUGCCCUUAAAAGAAGGUUUUAUUUUUGGUCUUAUUGCUGCUUUUGUUUCUGAUUUUAGGGAAUUUAUCAGUGAUAUUGGGGCUCUUUCCUGCACAUGUUGCAUGGACGGUCUAUACCCUUCUCAAGAUGGUACAUGGGGCACUAUUAAGGGUAGUUGUACCGUGGUUCGUGAUUUUGCCGACUUGUGCUAUAAUUCUUAUCAACUCUAUUUAAAGGAGCUGCGUGAAAACACUACCUCUAAUGAGCUUCAACCUCUUAGAUUUAUUCACGUGCCUGCAUGCAUUAUUGUUGGCCUAUUCGGCCUGAUUGUUGAGAUCCCACUUUACACGGCCAUUGCCAUAGUAAAAAGCCCAUACAUGUUCAAAGGCCGGCAUAGGCUAUUGCACGAUCUGAUCAGUCGUGAGGGUCCAUUUUUGGAAACUGCCUGCAUUCUCAUUGCUGCCGACCUCUGUGAUUGGUUGAAAGCAAAGCACUCGAGCGGCCCGCACGUUAUCGACGUGGGGCUUUCAUGUUACUCUUUUCUGCACGUGCUUCUUGAUUCCAUCAAACUGGGGUCCACCGGCUUAGUCCUACUUAAUGGAACAGAGGUGAACCACCUGAACCGGCCCCAAGACAAGCUCAUGGACUGGUUCUUUAACCCGGUUUUGAUCCUAAAGGAACAGGUUAGGGCCUUACGGCUGGAGGAAGGUUAG
This is a messenger RNA of Striga hermonthica, 768 nucleotides long. The record is from the annotation of a GenBank genome assembly. NCBI's taxonomy places the organism in Eukaryota, Viridiplantae, Streptophyta, Magnoliopsida, Lamiales, Orobanchaceae.